UUGUAGUCUGGUGAGGACGAUUGGAGGGCCUUGCAAAACCGCAGUCUAGAUGCACCCAUUGAUGGAAGGCAACAUGAAAUAUGAUAAAAUUCCCACGCAUUGCAGCUAAAGUGGCCUCAAACCACAUUGCAUUUUCCAGAAUUAUUCCUGCACAUCAGUUUGGAAAAACCCAUUUGCUUGACUGUGUAUAUUGUGAUGUCAUUCUCUUUCUUCUUAUGAUUCUUACAAUCCUACGAUCCUUCUCCUUUAUGAUGUCAGCCUGCCUUCCUUCUACAAACCGCUUGCAUUCCCUUUUCUUAGGAAGUUUUGGAUAUUAAUUGAUGCAGUUGACUUUCGCAAAGUCAAUAGGAUCCAAAGAAGAGCCAAAGGGUCUGAUUCAAGGCGAUAUAAUAUUUCGGAAAGUUACCCAAGUCGGGGACGAAGUGGGUCUAUACAAAUUAAACUGUGAUAGGCACAGACUUUGGAAAGAAAUUCUCCAAACAAAAUGUUUCGCCUGGUCGUCGUGUCUGCGCACCUCCUCAUAGAAAGCACUGACCUUCCCGACACUUAUGUGACUGGCUCCUUCAACGGCGUCGAGAAGGACACAAGAGUCGUUCAAAAGGAGCCAAACCCGGUCUGGAACGAGACCUUGGUGUGGUACUUAGACAAUGAGCUUCCUGACGUAAAAUCCUUUGCGACUGUUCAUUGCCGGGAAUGGAACCCUAAACCGGAAGCCAGGGAUUUUGGAAUUGCCAAAAUACACCUGGCCGAGGCCUCCGAGAAGCUGGGUACGAUGCUCACCUUGAGAAACCUGCCUUUGAAGGACAGAGAUAUGAAGCCGACGGGAUGCACCAUUACGAUCCGGGUUUGCUUUUCUCCCCUUGAACCUGCUCUGCGCCCGACUCUGGAUACAACAAAGUACUGUUUGCAGAAACUCAUUUGCUGCCCCAUUUGCGCCAAGGAAUCCGUCCUGGAAGAAGUGGGUGCCCAGGAGACGCGUGCCAUUGAGAUGCCUUCACCCAAUGUGGCGAUGAAGGAGCUGGCAAACAAAAAGCAGGAGUUCCAGGUGCGGGUGCGAAUCCUAGAAUGUCGGCAACUGCAGGAAAACAACAUCAAGCCGGUGGUCAAGGUGUACAUUGGGGACCAAGUCUUCCGGACACGAAUCAAAGCUGGGAACAACCCUUUCUACAAUGAGAUAUUUGUCAAGAACUACAAUGAGAUGCCUCUCCGACUCUUUGAUCAAUUCAUUACCAUACAGGCAAGCCAGUCAUUUCUUAUGCAAAAUAUUAUUAUCUACAUACAGGCAUUCCAAAAUCUGAUCGCUCCAACAGUGUUAAUCGUACUGAAUUCCAGAGCCAUAAGAGCGGAUUCACUCAUUGGAGUAUUCAAGAUUGAGAUAGGACUUGUGUACAACUCCCCAGGCCAUGUGUUGCUCUCCAGGUGGUUGACCCUCUAUGACCCCAACAACCUCAAUGCUGGACUAAAGGGCUACGUGAAAGUCAACCUUUGUGUCUUAGGAGCUGGCGAUCGCGUGCCGGAAACAGACUUUGUGGACGCGAAGGGGGAUACGGAAGCCAUGCUUUUACGGCCGGCAGCCAUGCCGUCCGGCCGCUUGGUCACCCUCCAGCUCUACGUCUUCCAAGCCCAAGAUAUGCCUCACAUGAAGGGAGACCAUGUGAAUAAUGUCAGAGCGGAAGACCCCACUGGAACCUCCGUGGACUCCUCUCUGGAAGUCAAUUUUGCAGGGAAAGUGCUCAAUACCAAAAUCGUGUUUGGAGAUGCCAACCCUGUCUGGAACCAGCGGAUGUCAUUUCCCAUGCUGAUGCCAUCCAUAUGUGACCUCAUAAAACUGUCUGCUAUUGAUGGGGAUCAAAGUGGAGAUGGGCAAAUUCUUGGGUUCGCCUUUCUGAGCCUCUCCCAGAUCUCUUGCAGUGGAACUGAAAUUGAGAAUAAAAAGGACUUCUCGGGCUUCCAGCCGUGUUUUGGGCCGAGCUUCCUCACCUUGUAUGGGAACCCAAAGGAGUUUGUGGCCCAAGGAGACGCUUUAGAGGACUUCAGAGUCGGGGCGGUGAGUCUGGGCCCAGAAAUGGAAACCUCAACUGUUCUUCAGAAGCAUCCAGAAUGGGAGAACAAGGUCUCUGCUUCCUCUCUUUUCCUUACCCGCAGAUGUUUUGCACUCUCCGUAUCUUCUAGGAGGAAGGGAGCUUACCGAGGAAGAGUCCUGGUGGAGCUGAGCAUCAAAACAGAAAAGCUUGUCGUUCCCAAAUUAGAAAACAUUCCCGAAGAGUCCGUUAAAAGGAUUGAGCGCUUCUUGCCCCAGACCCGGUACGGGCUGUGUGUUGUCUUUUACUCCGCCACCAUGUUGGCCAACAUCAAGGAACAAAUACAGUUCGAGGUCAGCAUUGGGAACUACGGCAACAAAUUCGACGGGACAUGCAAACCCUUUGCCUCCACCACGCAGUACAGCCAUGCCGUGUUCGAUGGUAACCGCUAUUAUUACCUGCCUUGGUACGACACCAAACCCAUGGUGGCCAUCACGUCGUUCUGGGAAGAUGUGGGUCACCGAAUGGCUUGUAUGAACGUCAUGCAAUUCAUUCAUAUGAGACUGAAGAAGAACGUGGAUGCUCUGAAAACCAUCCGUGUCCGCAAUGACUCCCUUGUGGAGGCGGCUUGGAAGAGGCUCCAGAAAGAGCUGGUGGAAGAUUGCAAACGGCCUCUUCCCAGCUCAGGAGGCCAAGUGCCAGCCACUUUUCUCGACCUGCAGCUUCGGAAACUGCGUGUCCGGCUCCUCCACCAAAUCGGCAAGGCGGCCGACAAGACAAGUUGGAAGAAUCCACUGAAGAAACUCAUUGGCAAAGCAGAGAACUGGCUGAGCAGGAUUGCCGUGGCCAUCACAGAGACCCAAAUCUGCAUCCCGGACGUGUUGAUUUGGAUGCUGUGUGAUGAGAACCGGGUGGCCUAUGCGCGGGUGAAGUCUCAUUCCAUCCUGUUCUCCAAAGCCAGUGCUCAGGCCAGAGGAAGGCUGUGCGGCAAGACCCAAACUGUCUUCAUGCAGGGUCCCCGAACCAAAGAAAAGCCCAACGCCAUCCCUGCUGUGCUCCGAGUGCGAAUGUGGCUCGGACAAAUGACUGACAGCGCCGAGUUCAUGAAAUGCUGCGAAGGCCACAUCCUUGUCUAUGCAGAGACGUAUGAGAACCAGAAGAAGACCCAUGGCAUCUGGGGGACCAGGGACUUGUUGCCCCAUCCCUCCUUUUCGGAUGUCACCGGACAAAUCAGUCUCCCCAGAAACAAGUUUAAGCCUCCCGUCGGUUGGAAGUGGGACGGAGAAUGGGCUGUGGAGCCUCAAAGACGGUUGUUGCUGGACAAAGAGACGAAUCACUCUGAAUUGUUGGUGGAGGUCUAUGAGAACCAGAGCAGGGAGCCCAGGCAGCCUUGGACCCCGGCCUCCAUCCCGUUCAGCACCGCAAGUGGGGCUCCUUCGCCCCCAAAAGAAGACAUCGAGUGCCCCAAAGGAUGGAACUUCAUGGAUGAGUGGAAAGUGGAGCUGAACCGAGCCGUGGAUGAUGCUGGGUGGGAAUAUGGGGUUGGUAUCCCACCAGCCGAGUUCCCUCGUACCUGGAACGUGGCCGAAAAGACCUACCACACUCACCGGCGUCGGCGCUGGCUCCGCAAACGUUGCCGGGACUUGAACAAAGAGACACAGGAGAACAACAUGAUGUCUUUCCUUCGGCUGCACUCAGAAACCAAGGUGAAACCGGACACAUGGGAAUACGCUCCCAUGACAGGAUGGCGGUUCCAUCUGCAGCAGCUUCCUGGCGACACAUUUCGGCGGAGAUGUUGGCGAAGGAGACUCGUCCCUGUAGCACCCAGCCAUGGGGCCCCCAUCUUCCACUUGGAGGGCUCACUGGGUGUGGAAGUGGAGGAGGAGGGGAAAAAGAAAAAAGGGGAAGCCGAGAAGAAAGAGGGGAAAGAAGUUGAGAAACAGCCUUCUCAGAGCCUCUUGAAGAUGAACACACCUCUCCUUUACUGCAUUUUCAAAAGUCCUGUCUACUUCCAGUUACGCUGCUACAUUUACCAAGCAAGGGAUCUUGUAGGAGCUUCCACCAAGGGCUCUGCAGAUCCGGUGGCCCACGUUUCCUUCGUUCACACUAGUCAAUGCACUAAGAUCGUGCAUGGCACGCUGCAUCCGCUAUGGGACCAGACCCUCGUCUUUGAGAACAUCUUGAUCUAUGGAGACCCACGGGCAACCGAGGAGGAUCCACCGGUGGUGGCCGUUGAAAUCGUGGACGCCGAUCCUACGAGCCGUUCUGAGCAUUUCAUGGGGAGGUGUCUGAGUAUCCCCAAGGUGUACUUGGACCUCAAUUUGCGGAGAAUGCCACGUCUGCAGAAGCUUCGAAUGAUGAAGGAACAGACGGAGGCUGGUGAGCUCUUGGCUGCUUUUGAGCUUCUGUUGGACAAGAAGGAUGGAUCCCUGGGAAAACACCCUCCUCCUGCCUGGAAGGACGGCCUCUACACCAUCCCCAAAGAGAUCCAUCCCAUCCUGAGGCUGAUGGCCCUUGAGAUCCUGGCCUGGGGCUUGCGAGACAUAAAGAACUACAAUCUGCUAGCCAUCAACAACCCAAGCCUCAUUGUCGAAUGUGGAAUGGAAAGCCUUCACACCCCAAUCAUCAAGAACUUCCAGGAGAACCCCAACUUUCCCAUUAACAUUUAUCUCAUGAAAGUGUACCUGCCUGUGGAUGAAGACUACGCGCCUCCCAUUGAGCUGAAGGUGAUCGACCACCGAGAGUUUGGAUAUAAGCCGGUCGUGGGCCACGCCAGUGUGCAACCCCUGCGCCAGUACUACUGCGAUCCUUGGGCAGAGAAGAAGGCCCACAACCUACCUCCCAGAGCUAUUUCCAAAGCGAAACCUAAGAAGGGACUGAAGUUUUUCUUCAAGCCAUGGUUAUGGAAGAAGCCCAAAGAAGAGAAGUACAUGGCGGAUGAGGAAGAUGAGGAAGUGGACUGGUGGAGCAAGUUCUACGUCACGACGGGCGACUUAGCAAAAAGUGGGAACUACCUGAAGUUGGGCUUUGAUACAGUGAAGAUCUACAACUGUGAACUGGAGGAAGUGCCAGAGUUUCAUGGCUUCCAGGAUUUCUGCCAGACCUUCAAACUGUACCGGGAAGCAGUCACAGUCGAAGACCCCAUUAUUGGAGGAGAAUUCAAGGGUCUCUUUCGAAUCUAUCCCAUUCCGGAAGACCCCAACAUCCCACCACCUCCGCGUCAGUUCCAGGAGCUUCCCCAAAAUAUCUGCCAGAUGUGUCUUGUCCGGGUCUAUAUCAUCCGAGCUCUUAACCUCCAGCCGAAGGACAGAAACGGCCUGUGCGAUCCCUACGUCUGGAUCAAGAUCGGGAAGAAGAUCGUCGGCGAACGAAACGAUUAUAUUCCCAACACCUUGGAGCCUCUUUUUGGCAGGAUGUAUGAACUCAUGUGCUGCAUCCCAUUAGAGAAGGACUUGAAGGUCUGCCUCUUCGACUUCGACGUCUUCCCUCCAGACGACAGCAUCGGAGAAACCACCAUCGACUUGGAAAACCGGCUUCUCUCUCGCUUCGGGGCCAACUGUGGGCUGCCCCAGACCUUCUGUGUAGCCGGCCCCACUCAGUGGAGAGACCAGCUUCUCCCCUCUGAGCUCUUGGCCAAUUACGCCCGAACCAAGGACUUGCCUCCGGCAGAAAUCACCGAAGAUGGGAGCCGAGCCGUUUUCAUGGGCAGGACCUACGAGCUGGCCGACUUUGAGACCCAGCAGCCCUUGCAUGACUACCUGGGGCCUGCCAAAGAGCGCCUUGCCCUCUACUUGCUCCGUACCUGCGGACUGGUGCCGGAACACAUUGAGACCCGCACCCUCUACAGCACGGCUCAUCCAGGGAUUGACCAGGGCAAGGUGCAGAUGUGGGUGGACAUCUUUCCAGAGAGCUUAGGUGAACCAGGACCUCCUUUUGAUAUUGUCCCAAGGAAGCCACAUAAGUAUGAAUUGCGUGUCAUCAUCUGGAACACCAAAGACGUGGACUUGGAAGACACCAACAUUUUUGGAGACAGGAUGAGCGAUAUUUAUGUCAAAGGGUGGCUGGAUGGCUUGGAAGAGGACAAGCAGAAGACAGAUGUCCAUUACAGGUCUCUGUCGGGAGAAGGCAACUUCAACUGGCGGUUUGUUUUCCCCAUGGAUUACCUUCCCAUGGAGCAGGUCUUGAUCCUCAACAAGAAGCAACACUUUUGGAGCCUGGAUGAGACCACGGAGAAAGUGCCGCCCAAGUUGAUGAUCCAGAUCUGGGACAACGACAAAUUUUCAGCGGAUGAUUUUCUAGGAACCCUGGAGCUGAACUUAACCAACAUGCCUCAUCCGGCCAAACGCGCCCGGGACUGUACCAUCAAAAUGCUGAUGGAGGAGGCUGCCGUCUCCUCCAAGCCUUUUCUGAGGCGCAAGAAGCAGCCACACAUUUCCAUCUUCUCUCAGAGGAACACGAGGGGUUGGUGGCCCUGCAUCAUCAUCGAGAAGGACAAGCCACGCGUGUCGGGCAAAGUGGAAAUGACCCUGGAGUUGCUGACCGAGUUUGAGGCCAAAGAACGACCGGCUGGCAGAGGAAGAGACGAGCCAAACAUGAACCCGGUCCUGAAUCCUCCAGAGAGGCCGGAGACCUCUUUCCUGUGGUUCACCGCCCCUUUGAAGAGCAUCCACUUCCUCAUCUGGCAGAAAAGCAAGUGGAAACUCCUCCUUUUCUUUUGCUGUGUCCUGGUGUUCCUCCUUUUCGCUGCCUUCGUCUACUCACUUCCCGGCUACAUGGCAAUGAAGUUGAUUCAUCCCAUGAAUGGUGUGAGCAAAGUUGAAGUAAAACUGCCACCAAACUAUCUGCCACAAGUGCCACCUGCUCCCAUCCGGACAACAUCCCAGCAACCACAAACUCCCCCAGAAACAGCACCAACGCUUAACCAGUCAGAAACAACAUCGUCAAAACCAGCUCCGAGGAAGCGGCCAAGAACUCGGAGGAAGCAGCUACUGGCUUCCAAGAAACCGCCACCAGCUCCCAGUAAGCGGCCUCCAGCUUCCAAGAAGCCUCCACCGGCUUCCAAGAAGCCACGACCAGCUACCAAGAAGGCACGACCAGCUUCCAAGAAGCCACGACCAGUUUCCAAGAAGCCACCUCAAGCUUCCAAGAAGCCACCGACUCCCAAGAAACAGCCCACAUCCAAGAAAAGCCGCUAAUCCCCACGGAAAGCCAAACCUCCUCCCUCCCCAUAGCAGAUGUAACUUUACCAAUACUAUUGGCCUGAUUUGUUCUGCAACAGGACUGGUGCCUCGCACCUCCCGUUUUGGUUUCCCAGUAACUUGCAGAAAAGGGAUCCAGUUGAUCUUCAAUAGUGCCUCCUUUCCAAUCUCCAAGACUUCCAGCCAUGAUGGAUGUCCUCAGAUUGCAAGCAUCGCAUUAUGGCAUUGAAGACCAGGUUGGAGUAGAGUGGGAACUGAGGCAGCACAGCCAAAAACAGAGGCUUCCUUUCAUUUCUUAAAAUAAAAUGCAAGCUUAAGGGUUUGUA
Messenger RNA from Anolis carolinensis (green anole), 7545 nucleotides. It is a transcript of the gene fer1l5, whose product is annotated as fer-1 like family member 5. Gene Ontology annotation, biological process: membrane fusion; plasma membrane organization. NCBI's taxonomy places the organism in Eukaryota, Metazoa, Chordata, Lepidosauria, Squamata, Anolidae. The record is from RefSeq and is a predicted model, not a curated record. Gene Ontology annotation, cellular component: membrane.